AUGGGGGACCCUAUGGCACAGUCUCGGAGAUAUGAUUCCAGGACCACGAUAUUUUCUCCGGAAGGUCGUUUGUACCAAGUUGAAUAUGCCAUGGAAGCUAUUGGACACGCAGGCACCUGUCUGGGGAUUUUAGCAAACGAUGGUGUUUUGCUUGCAGCAGAGAGACGCAACAUUCACAAGCUUCUUGAUGAAGUCUUCUUUUCCGAAAAGAUUUAUAAACUUAAUGAGGACAUGGCUUGCAGUGUGGCAGGCAUAACUUCUGAUGCUAAUGUUUUAACUAAUGAACUGAGGCUCAUUGCUCAAAGGUAUUUACUACAAUACCAGGAGCCAAUUCCUUGUGAGCAGUUGGUUACAGCACUGUGUGAUAUCAAGCAAGCUUAUACACAGUUUGGAGGAAAACGACCUUUUGGUGUUUCCUUGCUCUACAUUGGCUGGGAUAAGCACUACGGCUUUCAGCUCUAUCAGAGUGAUCCUAGUGGAAAUUAUGGAGGAUGGAAAGCCACAUGCAUUGGAAAUAAUAGCGCUGCAGCUGUAUCUAUGUUAAAGCAAGACUACAAAGAAGGAGAAAUGACUUUGAACUCAGCACUUGCUUUAGCUAUAAAAGUCCUAAAUAAGACUAUGGAUGUUAGUAAAUUAUCUGCUGAAAAAGUGGAAAUUGCCACAUUGACAAGAGAAAAUGGAAAGACUGUCAUCAGAGUUCUCAAACAAAAGGAAGUGGAACAGUUGAUCAAAAAACACGAGGAAGAAGAAGCUAAAGCUGAGCGAGAGAAGAAAGAAAAAGAACAGAAAGAAAAGGAUAAAUAGAAGCACAAAGUCAGGAUUUUGUAACUCACUAGGAUACCAUUUCAGAGUAAAAGCUGUCCUACACGUCCUCAUUAAGAAAGCUUUGACUUCUUUUUUAAAACUUGUAUAAUGGGGAAAUAGGACAUUACAAACUGAAUUGGGUCCUUGUUAUUUCUGUCAAGUUGAAUAUUGUGUUGAUUACUCUUGAUGGACAUCUUAAUGCUCCCCUUCCCCUUUUUUUGAAUAAAACUUGGAAAGAAUGGAAA
Suncus etruscus (white-toothed pygmy shrew) is the source of this 1049-nucleotide messenger RNA. Its product is annotated as proteasome subunit alpha type-4-like. The record is from RefSeq and is a predicted model, not a curated record. Gene Ontology annotation, biological process: ubiquitin-dependent protein catabolic process. The transcript is spliced from 8 exons. The coding region runs from base 1 to 804 and encodes 267 amino acids. Gene Ontology annotation, cellular component: nucleus; proteasome core complex; proteasome core complex, alpha-subunit complex. NCBI's taxonomy places the organism in Eukaryota, Metazoa, Chordata, Mammalia, Eulipotyphla, Soricidae.